Molecule: messenger RNA, 1240 nt
Organism: Dalotia coriaria
Lineage: Eukaryota; Metazoa; Arthropoda; Insecta; Coleoptera; Staphylinidae
Exons: 4
Coding region: 111-608 (165 amino acids)
Source: RefSeq, a predicted model, not a curated record
GUUGGAAAAUCAUUGCCGGCGUCAAGGAUGCUCCUCUCUCACAUCGCUUGCAGCCGCACGCAGUGCAAUCUGACAUUCUUUCACGCGUUACGGAAUUACGAAAUUUCACGAUGCCUCUGCAACGAUUCCUUUGUUUUGAACUACGCAUCGGCAUUUUGGCCUUUGCUGUUUUUCAUUUGAUUCUUCUGUGUUUUGGAACAGUUGCGCAGUUUUUUCUGAGCUUAUACGAAUCUGAUCCGGAAAAAGCAGCUGAAGAGACUAUUUCCCUUGGUGCUGAUGUGGUUGCAUUAUUAAUUUACAUUUGUUUAGCCUACGGUGCUCACAAAGAAAGACGUGGGUUUCUUUUGCCAUUUUUGAUCCUAACUGCAAUUUUGUCUGCAUUCCUAACAUUAAUUUGUAUUAUCUACGUGAUUUACGCUCCAGUACUGCUACUUGUCUUGGUAUUAUUAGGCUUCCAUUGGUAUUAUUGGUAUGCAGUACUGAGUCUAUAUCAGAUGCUGGAUCCACGCAACCCGAAUUACACCCCACAACAAACGUCAUCUACUGUUGUCUACGUAGAAGAAGAAAAACCACCUGUUUAUUAUGAGAGAAACGUGGCGGAUGUAUAAACACUAAAAAAACGUGUUAUAAACAAAUUUAUAUAAAGUUACCAGUUGCCAAGCGCGAAAAACUAUUUGUUAACAUACUAACAAACUAACUGAAUCUAAAUAAUUAUGUAGAUUAUUUAAUUAUAUCUAAUUAUCAAUAAUAAAUGUAUUUAUCGAUGAUCCAACGCCAUCUGCCGGCCUAAAUGCGAUGUAUAUUGAGUAGCCUACCAUAAAAUUAACUUUCAUAGUAAAUAAGCAUGUUUUACAUUAACUACUAAUUAAUUACAUAAUUUAAACUGGUCGUAGAGUUCGCAGUUCAAAAUUCGACUGCAUAAGUUCACAGGCGUCACAAAAAAACGUUGAAAACGUUAUCGGUGUGGUCAUCAAACUUUUCACUAUAAACAAAUUUCAACUAAUUUAAUUUAUCUGUCACUCGCGACACUGAUGAAUGAUCGUUUUCAUUUCAUUUCAUUCCUCAUCUUUGACUCGGCUAUUUUUAGCUCAUCGCAAACACAGCGUUCGUAAGCAAACAGAAAAAAAUUAGAUAACCAAGUAUUUAUAACGUCUAGAUGCUGAAAAAAUUGUUUAUUGUUGAUUAAUUUGCAUCCCAAUUAGAUAAUCGAAGAAUUUAGAAAUAAAUAUGUUUUGAUUCA